Molecule: messenger RNA, 1710 nt
Organism: Podospora anserina S mat+
Lineage: Eukaryota; Fungi; Ascomycota; Sordariomycetes; Sordariales; Podosporaceae
Exons: 1
Coding region: 1-1710 (569 amino acids)
Source: RefSeq, a predicted model, not a curated record
AUGCAAAAUGGCCGAUGCAGACUCUACCCUGGACGACGGAAAGGAGAGUUUCGAGAGUUCUCCCUGUACACCAUCCCAGGACAAAAGGCUUUGCACCCUUUUCUUGGGUAUCAGCUCCCACCGAACCUUGUUCCCAACUCCCAACUCAGCUUCACCCGUGUUCGAGGCUGGCUAAACGAAUGCCUCCGGAACCACAAACUAUGCAACGCAUUCCAGCGAGCUUACAUGCCCAAAAGGCUCAUCGAAGUGACCACUACCGCAGCUUCGGGGAGUCUUUGCGCUCGAUUGGUCACAAACCCCACGCCAGGUCGUUAUGCCGCGCUGAGCUACUGCUGGGGCGGUGACCAAAAGUCCAAGACCAUCAGAAGUGUUUUGGGUACCUACGAGAAAGAAAUCCUAAUGGGUAUCCUACCCCAAACGCUUCAGGAUGCGUUGACAGUAACACACGGUAUCGGCCUCCGCUACCUCUGGGUAGACGCCAUGGCAAUCGUUCAAGACGACGAUGAGGACAGAGACGAGCAGAUAUCCCAGAUGCACCGCAUCUACCUCGGCGCCUCCUUCACCAUCGUCGCAGCAAAGGCAGUGACCAGCCUUGACGGUUUUCUCGCCCCAAGAGCAAAGUACCAGCCCUCCAUCAUCUCCGCCCGGCUGGAUGACAACGUCUUUGGGGAGAUCCUUGCCUUUCCAAAGCACGAUACCCUCAGUGACUAUAACCUCUUUACUCGCGGUUGGACAUUUCAGGAGACGCAGCUCUCGACAAGGAUACUGGCGUAUGGCAUGCAUGAAUUGGUGUACUCGUGUUUAGAGGCCAGGCAUCGGGAUGGUGGAUACGAGCAUGUGUUCGAUCCGCCACCGGCUUCAAUCUACCUGCGCGACACGAGCGACGAUCCUGCAGCACAAAUGGUGGAGAAUCUCGACCCGGGAAAUCAAAAUCUGGGGCGGGAUGAACACCCGUUUGGUUGGGAGACAAUCGUCUUCAAGUAUAGCCAGCGGUUUCUCACUGAUGGGUUGGAUAAGCUCCCUGCUGUCUCGGCUAUUGCGGAGGAGUACUCCCUCACCAAGCCAGUCACGGAAUAUUAUGCUGGGCUAUGGAAGGAAGACUUUCUGCAUCAGUGUCUUUGGCAAGUAAGCUUCAAUACCGCGGUGAGGCCGAAGGGGGUGUAUAGAGCUCCGUCUUGGUCGUGGGCUUCGGUUGAUGGCGCGGUGCAUGGAUUUACCAAGGAGCGCCUCAAUCUGAAGUUUUCUUGUUCGCUGCUUCAUGUUGAGACGACGCUGGUGUCGACGAGGAAUCGUUUUGGGAGGGUGGGUAACGGUUUUAUGCGGCUUCGUGGCAGGAUGCGCAAGGUUUUGUGGUCGAGCAGUGGAAUUCGGGCCGGGCAUGCUGGACGCGCAGCGGAGGAUGCUGCUAGCAGGUGGCCGGAUGAACCGUACGGGUUUGAUAACCGCCUGUCGUUGACCGUGGAUUUUGUUGGUGAGUGGCCGAAGGAUUCGGAGGUGGAAUUUUGGUGUCUUGAAAUUUGCACCUUCUUCCGGGAUGGGUUUGAUCGUGGUCAGGGGCUGUUGCUUGACAAGGUUGAUGGGAGAGAGCAUCCUGAUCUCUCGGACGAAAUCUUUCGCCGUGUGGGCCAGGCAUACUUUGGCGCGGAUGUGGCCGAGCCGUACUGGUUUGAUGAUGGUGUUUCGGAGUGGAAGGAGAUUGUCGUUGUGUGA